Perognathus longimembris pacificus (Pacific pocket mouse) is the source of this 1549-nucleotide messenger RNA. It is a transcript of the gene Tusc3, whose product is annotated as tumor suppressor candidate 3. The record is from RefSeq and is a predicted model, not a curated record. Gene Ontology annotation, cellular component: oligosaccharyltransferase complex. The transcript has 10 exons. The coding region runs from base 84 to 1127 and encodes 347 amino acids. Lineage: Eukaryota; Metazoa; Chordata; Mammalia; Rodentia; Heteromyidae.
UGCUGGCGGGCGGCCCGGCCCGGGCGCGGGGGGAGCUGGGCGCGCACGGCCGCCGCGCGUGGAGCAGGCCCAGCCCCGCGGCCAUGGGCGCCCGGGCCGCUCCGGGGCGCCGGCGAGCGGCGGGGCGGCGGCCGCGCGCCCUGCCCGCCGGCAGCUUUCCCUUCCUGCUGCUGCUGCUGCUGCUGUGCAUCCAGCUCGGGGGCGGACAGAAGAAGAAGGAGAAUCUUUUGGCUGAAAAAGUAGAACAGCUGAUGGAAUGGAGUUCUAGGCGCUCAAUCUUCCGAAUGAAUGGGGAUAAAUUCCGAAAGUUUGUUAAGGCACCACCUCGAAACUAUUCUAUGAUUGUGAUGUUCACUGCUCUACAGCCUCAGCGCCAGUGCUCUGUUUGCAGGCAAGCUAAUGAAGAGUAUCAAAUCCUGGCGAAUUCCUGGCGCUAUUCCUCUGCAUUUUGUAACAAACUGUUUUUCGGUAUGGUGGACUACGAUGAAGGAACAGAUGUUUUUCAACAGCUCAACAUGAACUCUGCUCCUACAUUCAUGCAUUUCCCUUCAAAAGGCAGACCCAAGAGAGCUGAUACUUUUGACCUUCAAAGAAUUGGAUUUGCAGCUGAGCAGCUAGCAAAGUGGAUUGCUGACAGAACGGACGUUCAUAUUCGGGUUUUCAGACCACCCAACUACUCUGGGACCAUCGCUUUGGCCCUGUUGGUGUCACUGGUUGGUGGCUUACUCUACUUAAGAAGAAACAACUUGGAGUUCAUCUAUAACAAGACAGGGUGGGCCAUGGUGUCACUGUGUAUAGUCUUUGCUAUGACGUCUGGACAGAUGUGGAAUCAUAUUCGUGGACCUCCGUAUGCUCAUAAGAACCCACACAAUGGACAAGUGAGCUAUAUUCACGGAAGCAGCCAAGCUCAGUUCGUGGCCGAGUCACACAUUAUCCUGGUACUGAAUGCGGCCAUCACCAUGGGGAUGGUUCUCCUGAACGAGGCGGCGACCUCCAAGGGGGACGUGGGGAAGAGGCGGAUAAUUUGCCUGGUGGGAUUAGGCCUGGUGGUCUUCUUCUUCAGCUUUCUACUUUCAAUAUUUCGUUCCAAGUACCAUGGCUAUCCUUAUAGCUUUUUAAUUAAAUGAAGCCAAGUGGAAUUUGCAUAAAGUGAAUGUUUGCCAUGAAGAUAAACCUCUUCCUGACAUUAUACUAUUUCGAAUUCUUGAAGUCAUUUCUUUGUUAAUUGUGAUAAGGUAGCUUAUUCUUGUAUACUUUUUUGAAACUGGGUUUUCCUAGUAAAUUUAAUUUUCAGAAAUGGUAAGAAUUCACAAAAGAAACACAAAAGCGUUUUUCAAGUAUAUUGUAGUCAGUGUGUGCCACAGGAUUGAAAAAAAAUGAUAAUGCUGUCCAACUGCUCACUCAUUAGAAAAGGAACCUACAAUGUUAGUAAAGGAAACCUAUGGCAUGUAUGUUAAAAUUUGUAUUGUACAGGGAUAAAGCAUAUGCAUGAAAAUGUGUCAUGUAUGGAAAAUUAUAGCAGUUUCAGUUAUAAAGGAUGUCACUGUUA